UUCAUGUAGAUUCAUCACUUCAUUUUUUAUCUCCAAUUUCAAAUUGCCGAUUACAACAAUUUCGGAACGUCAGUGGCGGUGCGUUUGUUCUAGAUGGCGGUGGCGCUGCUAAAUUUACUCUAAAUCGGUGGUGGUUGUUCGAUCGAAAUUUUCAGAUCUAGUUUCGUAAUUGUUCUUAAAUUCAAGUCGUUCUUGUUUUAACAUUGGUGAUAUAAGAGAUGUCUUAGAUAUGCGUAUGCCGUAUGUUGACGUUCAUAUAUGGAAAGUGACUAACCAAUAAAUUUGCUCUAGAAGGGUGUCUUAUUCUUUUCCAAAAAGAUAACAAGUGAAUUUGUAGUCGUACACGAAAUCAAUGCAGAUAAUAACUUAGUCCAUACUCCAUAAGUAUGAUGAUGUCGGCGAAGCUUCUUUGUAACCGCUUCUUAGGGUUCGUGGAAAACAUCUUGCCUGCGUAGAUUAAUUGAUUUGAUUCCAUCGGAUUGGAUAUGGGGGGCAAAAGUUCAAGAGAGGAGCGGCCGAGGCAGUCACCAUCAUUUCAAUCAACGUCAUCUUUUACUGGAAGUCAGUAUGGCGGCUAUCCUCAACAAACUUAUUCUUAUCCCCCUCAAGACAUUCAGAAUUACCCUGUUCAGGAGGCUUAUCCGGCUUAUCCACAACACUAUCCUGCCACUGUACCUGCUGCUCCAUCUCCUGCUCCGGCCUUUGGAGGUCAAACCCAUAGACCCCAGAAGAAGCUUGACCGGAGAUAUUCAAGGAUUGCCGAUAAUUACAGUUCAUUGGAACAGGUGACUGAAGCUCUUGCUCGAGCAGGGCUCGAGUCUUCUAACCUUAUUGUUGGUAUUGACUUCACCAAAAGCAACGAAUGGACCGGUUCAAGGUCUUACAACAGAAGAAGUCUACAUCACAUUGGAGAUGGUUUGAAUCCGUACGAGCAAGCAAUAACCAUUAUUGGGAAAACAUUAGCUGCCUUCGAUGAGGAUAACUUGAUUCCUUGUUAUGGUUUUGGAGAUGCGUCAACACAUGAUCAAGAUGUUUUCAGCUUUUAUCCAGAAGAGAGGUUUUGUAAUGGAUUUGAGGAAGUCUUGACUAGAUACAGGGAAAUUGUCCCUCAUCUAAAGCUUGCAGGACCAACAUCAUUUGCACCUGUCAUUGAGCAGGCUAUGACUAUUGUUGAACAUACUGGGGGCCAGUAUCACGUGUUACUGAUUAUUGCAGAUGGGCAGGUAACAAGAAGUGUUGAUACUGAGCCUGGUCAUCUCAGUCCACAAGAACAGAAAACUGUAGAUGCCAUAGUUGAAGCAAGCAAGCUUCCACUCUCUAUCAUAUUAGUUGGAGUUGGAGAUGGGCCUUGGGAUAUGAUGAGGGAAUUUGAUGAUAAUAUCCCCGCUCGCGACUUUGAUAAUUUUCAGUUCGUCAAUUUCACAGAAAUCAUGUCCAAGAAUGUGCCUCCAAUCAGAAAAGAGACGGAAUUUGCUCUUUCAGCUUUGAUGGAAAUUCCUACUCAAUAUAAAGCAACAAUUGAACUGAAUAUACUAGGUAACCAGAAAGGAAUUUCUCGGCACAGGGUUGCCCUUCCUCCUCCGAUUUAUGGUACAUCCUCUUUUAGCCGCCCGAAACCAUCACCUUCUAGUAGCUUCCAGAAAGGAUCACAUUCUUAUUAUGGCCAAAGUAGUCCUCCUCGUGCUGCUCCUUAUAAUGAUCAAAUUAGUUCUCAGCCAAUGGCUCCACCUGCUCCAAAUUCUACUUAUGACAAUCAGUUAUGUCCCAUCUGCCUUACUAACCCAAAGGACAUGGCCUUUGGCUGUGGUCAUCAGACAUGUUGCGAAUGUGGACAAACUCUUCAGUUAUGCCCGAUUUGCAGAAGCUCGAUCGAAACUAGAAUAAAGCUCUACUAAGCUUGGUUUGUGUUUGUUUAGUUAGUGUUAGCCCAAAUUCUUUGAAGGUCGAAAAUGUUUCGUGUUUGGUGAUUUCUUUUUAAUAUUUUGGCGAGCUCAUGUUGUGGAUUUGUAAAUGUAAGUCGAUACCAUGUACAGGUCUCUCUGUUUGGAUUUUUCUUUAUCGAUGGUAUUUGAAUUUUCUUCAUCGUUUUGGCGGAGUUCUUUUUUCCGUGUUGAAUUUACCGGCUGAUGAUGGUUUUUGUCGGGAGUCGGUAUUUUGGGGCUGUGUUAUGUAUUCGGCUUGUUGAAAACUUGUUUAAUGUGAAUUAAGGGUCAUUGCA
Messenger RNA from Cynara cardunculus var. scolymus (artichoke), 2218 nucleotides. RefSeq names its product E3 ubiquitin-protein ligase RGLG2-like. The transcript is spliced from 12 exons. Bases 486 to 1895 code for a protein of 469 amino acids. The record is from RefSeq and is a predicted model, not a curated record. NCBI's taxonomy places the organism in Eukaryota, Viridiplantae, Streptophyta, Magnoliopsida, Asterales, Asteraceae.